GAUAUUACCUCUUGUCAGACUUAGUGGGACCUUCAGGUGAACUUAGGGAGGUUGCCCAGCUUGGUGGCUGGGCGGAGAGUGGGUUCUCCCCACCUCCAUCCCUUCCCUGGCGGGCAGGAGCCAAGCGGGUGUGAUGGGGAACCUUCCGACCACUUGAGGAAAGGACAAGUUGAAAUCGGGAGGCUGCCUGUGAUCCCAGGGGCAUUUCCCCCGCUCUCCAGGCGCCUUAACAUCUUUCCUGCUGGGUGAAAAAAAACGAGCACAACUCCAGCCCAAUUCCACUUUCAUGCCCACCCCCCCCACCCCCCGCCCCACAAUGCUCGCCUGGCACUUCACAGGGCAGCAACUGCUUCUUCCACCGGCUGGAAAUCCUCCCAAUAGUAGAAACAAAUGGUUCCCCUGCUUCCAGCCUAUUGACAGGAAUGUCACUUGUGUGCCCCUUGCUCCUUAGUCCAAACUUGGGUGGGCCCUGAAAUCUCUCUGAAUCUUUAAAAAAUAUCCAUUCCCACCUUGUAUCUCCAGACAUUAUCAUCUGAUUGGUAGAAGCUGCGACAGGGCGUCAAGGUUUCUCAAAGCUCCCCAGGUGAUUCUAGUGUGCUGCGAAGUUUGGGAACUCCGUGUCUUAGACCCAAAUCAUGUGUUGAAUUUGAACUUUGGUUUCUCUUUAGGGAGGCUGGGGGGCGAGAGAGGCAUUUGGGACUUCCAGGGAUUGAUAGAUGUGACCCAGGCCGUUUGCAGUGAACUUGAUCCUGCUGUCUGAACGCGCCAGCCUUCCUGCAAGAAUGUCUUGGACUUGGCACAAUUGAAUGGGGGAUAUUUGGGCUGCUCACGUUGGGACUAAAUCCCUGUGGUGUCCCACACAAUGGGGCUUGGAGGAAAGGGACAAGGGACCAGCCUUCCCCUUUAUUCUUCAGCUGACCCAGAAUCCUUCUUAUAGAAGGUUUUUCUGGCUUCUUUUUUUCUGCCAGCCAGGCCAGCCAGAGGCAGCCAUAAGAACAGUGUGCCUGGCUUACUUGUCUUGGCUGUCCUAGUUGAUUUUAGUUUUUUCCCCUCCUUGCUAACUAGAUGCCAGGUAUGGAGUGGCACUGUCUCUGAUCUUUUUAAUUUGGCUCCAAGGCAAAAUCCGGGACUGUUUCUGCGAAAGUCCUGACAUCUGUAUUUAAAUAGCCUUUCCAGGUGCUAGGAACUGUUCUGAGCUCUUUCCUUUCAUCAACUCAUUUCAUGUUCACAGUAUCCCUAUGAAGUAUGUAGGUGCUCUAUUACACCCAUUUUCCAGAGGUGGAAGCUGAGGCACAGAGGUUAAUGAUUUGCCCAAGGUGGGUAAGUGGCCCUGCUGGAAUCGAACCCAGGAAAUUGGGCUUUGGAGUCUCUACCCUUAAACCUAACAUCAUCCUUCUUUUCACUGUGUAGCGAAUUAACUACCUGAGUGGUGAGUUUUUUUUUUUUUUUUUUAAUUAAAAAAAAAAUGCCUGGGAAUCCACUGGAUUUGGAGAUGUUGCUUCCCCCCCCCACACACACCCAUGGCAUGCAGGAGUCCCUAGGUCAGGGAUUGAACCCACACCACAGCAGCAACUCGAGCCAUCCAUCAGAGUGGCAAUGUCAGAUCCUUAACUGCUGGAGCCACCAGGGAACUCCAUGGUGACGACGUUUUUAAUAAGAAGAGAGGAAACAAUUGCCAUGGGCAACCUCUUCUUAGCCCCUGGGCCUGCAGCAGGGGCCCCGGUCACCUAAGUUACUGUCACGCAGGGCGCCCCACCUCCUGGUUAACUCCUGUUAAAGGUUGCUAAUCUGGUGUUUAACGACGCCCUGCUUGCAGAUGACUCACUGAGAACGCAUUCCAGGCGCAGACAGAGGCAAAAUAUGGGCUGCCGACCUCGCACAAAGGGACAGAAACCGCUCCUGCAUCUUGGAGCCGAUGGUUUCAAAUGCCCAGAAAGAGGCUGGUGGCAAACAGGACCAGGUUCGCAUUGCCCCCCGCCCGCCUUUGUGUUGUGUGUCACGCUGUAUGACUCUUGAGUCUCAACCUGGGGUAGGUGUCUAUGCUCUGACACCCAGUUCCCAGCACUGCCUUUCCAGUCAAAGUGGGGAGCACGUGCCCCAGCCAGGGGGGUGAGCUGUAGUUCUGUCCCCACCCCCAGGCCACUGAGGUCCUCACCAGCUUGUCACCCUCUUUAUUAUGCUAGACGUGCAUGUUAAAUUUGCUCACGCUUCACUCCCUCGGAGAGGUCCCAGUGUCCCCCACUUUGUUUUCAUAAACUGGACUGACCUUCCGGACAGUACCCCCUGGAUGUAGGGAUGUAGGGUAACUGGCUGGCUGGGAUGUUGCACCCCAAGACAUUUUUAAAGGUACUGAGGACCAGGCUGGGUGUUAUGAGCCCCCUACCCCCACCCUACCUUGACCGUAAAUUUUUCUUGCUCAUUCUUUGGAACCAAGAUGGUAAUGUUCCUAGGAAUUCCCACACCAAAUGGUGAUCUGAGACUCAUUCGUCACACCAGUACUUACUGAGCACUUACUAUAUGUGAGGCACCGCUUUAAGCCAUGGGUGACAUAGCGGUGAACAAGAUGCUCAAGGUCUCUGCCCUCCUGGAACUGGCAUUCUAGUGGGAGAGACAGUCGCCAACUUAAAUAUGUGCUAGAGUACCAGGUGGAUUGUUAAAUGCCCUUAUGACAAAAAGUAGGUGAGGGUGGAGCUCCUUUAGACAGGGUGGUCCAGGAAGUGACAUUUAAUGGACACCAGAAAAAAAUGAGAGAGUGACCUUUGUGGUUUUGGGGCUGAAGUGUGUCAGUUCACGAGAAUGGCAAGUGCAAAGGUCCUGAGGCAGGAGCAAGAUAGCGAGGUUGAGUGGCAACGGUGAGGCUGGCAGAGGCCAGCUCAGGGACUUGCAGACCAAGCUGAGGGCAGAAAGUAAAAUUCCAUCUGGUCUUUUAAACAUGUAUUUGUGACUGUUUUAUUUUUAUUUUUUAAAAGGCUCCAAGGGCUCCCAUACCCCCUAAAUUAGAAACCCAAAUCAGAGACCUGACUGAGAGGUGCCCAUGCAGAACAGGCUCUGUGGAGGGCUUGGCUCCAUGGGCGGGGGGUGGGGUUGGGAAGGCUGCUCUCCUGCAGGGCACCGCUGGCCCAGGCUGCCUGCCGGGCCAGCAGAAGUUUGCCUGUCAGCCGCAUUUAUCCCACAAAUAUUUAAGCCAGGCAGGGUGAGGGCCACAGCUGUGAACAAGACAAGUCUGUGCCACCUUCGAGCACCCGGGCCGGGACCGCCAGCUCCAGAUUGGGGAAGCAGCCCGUGUCCUUCCUCCCUGUCUGGCCCAGCCAAGCUGUGGGACUCAGGGGGCACUGCGGAGAAAGGGUUGUGCUCCCAGGAAGGGUGAGUGAGUGCGUGUGGCAGACACCUAGCUCCUCCAGUUAAUGUGGCUGCUUGGGGAACUAGCCCUGUCCCACUGUGCUGCCCCAGGGAGCUCACAGAUGACAUUUGGGAUCUCAAGUCGUGCUCUCUGGGGUGCAUGUUUGAGGGUACAGCCACCAUGGGGGCGGGUGAGCUGAUGACACAUCACUGAUCUCUGAUGAAGGGCUUGGCCCACUGUGGAGUGGUGACAGGAGGUGCCAGUCUUUGCUGUCACCUCCUCAGGUGUGGGCCUGGGUUUUCUCGUAUCCAGUGUCCUGGGCCGCAUCGUGUGUUGCUCCUGUCAGCCCAUCCGAUCUCCCAGGGUCUGUUUAUACAUCGAGUGUGCUUCUGAGUGCACACUGGAGAGUUGCCCUAAGGAUGAGGCACUGCUUCCCUGGACCCAGAUCCUGAGAGGAGCCCUUGGGGGACCACGUCCAGGUAGAACUCGUGGUGGGGAGUGAGUUGUCUUUGCCCCAUCCUUAAAAAUUUCCUGGGGCUGCCCAGCUCUUUGAAAUCUUGGUUACAACUGCCUCUUAGGAUCUUGGCUGUCACCAUGCCUGCUCACCCCCACCUCCCAAGGGUGAGGCCAGAGAAGGAAGGGAGUUAGGAAUUUAGGGAGUUAGUGCCUAGGAUUAGGAAGGAUGGAAGGUCAGAUGGAUGGGUAAAUGGAUGGGUGGAUGGACAUAUGGAUGGAUAAGAGGACAGGUGGAUGAAUGGAUAAAUGGAUGGAUAGACGGAUGGACAGGUGAGUGGAUGGAUGGAUGGAGAGAUAAAUGGGUAGAUAGGUGGAUGGACAGGCAAAUGGAUAGGUAGAUGGAUGGAUGGGGGAUGGAUGAAUGGUCGAGUGGAUGAAGGUAUGGACAGAGGAUGAAUAAAUGGAUGGAUGGAUGGAGGAUGGAUGAAUAGAUGCACAGACAGAAGGACAGACAAUUGGAAAGAGAAAUGGAUGGAUGAAUGGAUGGACAGAUGGCCUGAGGAGACAGGGGUCAGCCGGCAUGGUCCCCUUGCAGGCUCACAGGUGUAUCCCUGACCAGCGAAGGUGCCUGAGCAAGCGCAGGUGGAAGAGAGCCAGGUGUGUCAGGUGGAGGAGGGUGGAGCCUGUUUGCAGAAAGGGAGACCACGAGGAGCCAGAAACCCUGGCGCCUCCUUUCAGCCCCUGUCUGCUUGAUCCUGGAUGAAGUGGCCUCCAGCAGAAAUUCGGCAACACGUCUGACAGCCGCAUCUCUGUGAAAGGCUCACCUGUCUGAGACGAUCUACCUGUAGCUUUCGUGUGAAAAGAAGACAAAUAGGCUCACACCUGCCAGCCCCCUGCCCUCCCCCCAAGUGCCCUGGCUCGAGAGAUGAGGCCCCGGAUGCUGCCUGUGUUCUUUGGGGAGAGCAUCGAAGUGAACCCUGAACCCACACACGAGAUCCGCUGCAACUCGGAGGUCAAGUAUGCCUCAGAGAAGCACUUCCGGGACAAGGUCUUCUAUGCUCCGGUGCCCACGGUCACCGCCUACAGCGAGACGAUCGUGGCAGCGCCCAACUGCACUUGGCGCAGCUACCGCAGCCAGCUGACCCUGGAGCCCCGGCCCCGCGCGCUGCACUUCCGCAGCACCACCAUCAUCUUCCCCAAGCACGCCAGCAGCUCCUUCCGCACCACCCUGCACCUCAGCCUGGGCCGGCCCCGCCGCUGGUUCACGGCCAGCGUGCAGCUGCAGCUGUGCCAGUGCCCUGGACCCAGCCUCCUGGGCCCUGCCGCGCUCUGAUGGGUGGCCAGCCCUGCUGCCGGAGGACGGACUCUGCAAUCACGAUCGGUGGGCCGGAAGCUGGGGCCGGAGGGAGGUGGGAGGCCUGGCCGACUGCCUGGCCCGCUCCCCCGGCAGCAUCCUGUCUGGUCUGCAUGGCCAACUAAUCAACACAACUAUCUUAUUAGCACCUACACAGCAUGAGGCAGCGGGGGCCUGGCUGCUGGCCCACGAGGAGCACCUGGUGGGUAGGCAGUGGCUGUCCCGAUGGGCAGGGAGAGGAGACAUGGGCAGGGAGAGAAGGAGACGUGUGUCCUUGGCUGCCCUUGAAGCGGGGGACACCCUGAGUGCUGGCAGGAGGGAGGUGUCCCAGCCUUGGCUGGAGGUGGGUGCUCUUUAGCACCUGGGCCCCCCACCCCGCUGCCCCAGCUCCCAGGCUGCAUGUGAGGGCAGAGGGGUGUCAUCCAGGCACCACCACAUGCUCCUGGAGAGGGCUGUUUCCGGAGCCGGACUUUGAACUGUGUGCAGCUGAACACCCAGAGCCGUGGCUUGGCAGCCUCUGUCGGACAGUGGACACUGAUGCCGUGGCUAGUGUUGGAAGCGUGGGGAGCAGCCUGGGAUGGACCAGCCUGAGCUGCCCAGGGCCUGAGCCCCAGUGUGCGGGAUGAAGGGCAGAGCUGUCUGCACUGAGGCCUUUGAGCAUUGUGUCCAGAGCCUCAUCCCUGUUCGCCAGAGCGCUCGAGCCAGGUGCCCAGGGAGGCAUGGAAGGGCUCAGAAAUGACCACAGCCCCUACGCCAAGAUCCCCAGCAGCUGACAGCUUAAAGAGAUUCCGUGGGGGGGGGGGCACCCUCACUCAGGCCUCCUGCCCCUCCUGUGAUGACUCUUCCAGGACCAGUGCUGCUGGGCGCCCCUUACACAUGCAGGUCGGGAGAGGGAGAGGAUAAGCCAGGAUGCUCGGGGCUGCCCAGGACGAAUGCCCCAGAAGACCCUGAUGUGGCCAAGGAGCUGCUGUCAGAGCUGAAUGGAUCCAGUGGAUGGGGCCGCCCCCACCACUCCCCAGGCCGCCCCCUGCAAUGUGGAGCAGAGGCUGGGGCUUUAGCUUCCUCGUCGGGGGCUGAGGGGUGACUCGGAGCUCACGUUCGGGGGAGGCAAAGUGACUGAUAUAUUUUACGUAUCUACGCAGACUGUGCUUGUUCUCUCCACAGAGAUGCUUUCUGAUUAACAAAGAAAUAACUUAAGAAUCAACUGAUUAUCUUAAUAAAACAUGCAAACCCAAA
Molecule: messenger RNA, 6386 nt
Organism: Sus scrofa (pig)
Lineage: Eukaryota; Metazoa; Chordata; Mammalia; Artiodactyla; Suidae
Source: RefSeq, a predicted model, not a curated record